Messenger RNA from Ipomoea triloba (trilobed morning glory), 2852 nucleotides. Its product is annotated as monoacylglycerol lipase ABHD6. The transcript is spliced from 7 exons. The record is from RefSeq and is a predicted model, not a curated record. Lineage: Eukaryota; Viridiplantae; Streptophyta; Magnoliopsida; Solanales; Convolvulaceae. The coding region runs from base 228 to 1217 and encodes 329 amino acids.
UAAAGUGUGUAUAAAAAUGGAAAACAAGUGGAUAAAAAGUUGCAAUUUAUGUCUGGCUGACCGGGCGUCUGGGUCUGGUGUUACUCCUAUGAUGGGGGAAUUAGUUAUAAGAAAAAAAGACAAAUAUUUUGAAGCGUUUCGUCUAUGGUCUCUGUUAGUACUGCCCUGGUUGAAAACGGAGGAAAAUCUCUGGCAUUUUGAUCGCCGGCGUAGUAAAAGGAAAAGCCAUGAGAUAUAAGUUUCUGGGCAGUAUGAAAAAAACAGGCUUACGAGAGACGACUAGGAAAGACAGCAUUAAUCACUCCAAGACUUCCAGAUGUCUUAGCUUCACGGCUUCCCGAGAUUGGUAUUACCGUUAUUUCUUCGCGUUUUCCGGCCUCCGUUCCGUCACCACCGACUUCGGCGACGGCACCAAAAUGCAUUGUUGGGUGCCGAAGGUUCAGAAGCCAGACAAGCCUAACCUCCUCCUCCUUCAUGGCUUCGGAGCCAACGCGAUGUGGCAGUACGGCGAUAUCCUCCGCCACUUCAUCCCCCGCUUCAAUGUCUACGUGCCGGACCUCCUCUUCUUCGGCGGAUCCUCCACCACGCGCCCCGAGAGGACGGAGGAGUUCCAGGCCCGGUGCGUCAAGAGAUUGAUGGAGGCUCAUGGCGUGGAGGAGAUGAGCCUGGUGGGAAUAAGCUACGGCGGAUUUGUCGGUUACAGCCUGGCCGCGCAGUUCCCCCGGGCCGUCGAGAGGGUUGUGCUAUGUUGCGCCGGUGUUUGCGUGGAGCAGAAGGAUAUGGAGAAUGGAUUGUUUCAGGUGGCGGACUUGGACGAGGCCGCCUCCAUUCUGAUGCCGCAAACGCCCGAUAAGCUCAGGGAACUGAUGCGCUUUUCGUUUGUUAAGCCUAUCAAAGUCAUCCCUUCAUACUUCCUCACCGAUUUUAUCGAUGUGAUGUGUUCUGAUUAUAUAAUAGAGAAGACACAACUCAUCCAUACUAUUCUUGAAGACAGACACUUCUGCAAUCUUCCAAAGAUUAAACAGAGGACAUUGAUCAUAUGGGGAGACCAGGAUCAGAUCUUCCCUCUGGAGUUGGGGUACAGGCUUCAAAGGCACAUUGGAGAAGAAGCUGACUUAGUAGUGAUAAAGAAUGCAGGGCAUGCUGUGAACCUGGAGAAGACCAAUGAGUUUGUCAAACACUUGAAGGCAUUCCUUUAUGAAUCUUUGUCCGAUUAGAUGAAACCCAACAUCUAUUACCUUCUGUAUAGUAUGGAAUAUUACAUUGUAUUGUUUGUGUGUGGUUAAUGAUCAAAAUGGUCGUAAACUGACUCUCUGUUUUUGUGUUCAUAGCAUUGAUGCUUAAUGAGAAAUAUAUCUGGAAAAUUAUAGGAGUGUACAGAGAAUAUUAUCAUCUUUUAUUUCUUGUUGAUGAGGCCAGGAAUCAAUGGGGGUGUCUCUGGAUGCUAUCCUCCAAACUUAUCUUUCAGCUGCACACACUGUCGAAGUUACAGAUUCAACUUCUGGUUGAUGUCAAAAUCUUGGGAAGAUGAUAAAACAGUGUCCUGUGCAUUAUAAGGAAAACUAUGAUUGAGAGAAGGCAGUGGUGGUUUAUACCCUGAUCUUUUUAGUGUCUAAUUUGACGCGACUCAAUGGUGGUUGUCUGCAUAUUAGCUCAUUCAUGUGUGAAUCAUAUGGGUGGAAAUAGAGCUUAAUACCUGUUCCAAUUUGCGGUUGAAGAGAUUGAGAGAAGGCAGGCAUCUUCCUCUAUUGGCAGCUACAAUUGACUGGUGCAUAUAAUUCAGCAACCCACCAAGUUAGAGGCUGCUGAGCUCAGAAAGGAGCAAAUAAAAGAAGCGAAGAUGAAAUGUUACAGAUGUAUCUGCAGCCAUUUGAUGAUCUUCACAAGCACCAAAACAGAUUGCCUUUCCACCAAGUGUACCCUUGCUCAUAUGUACUCUUUGCGGUUGUAAACACGUGGUAAAUCAAGAAUGGUUCCACUGUGGCAGGCAUCAACAAUGGCAUGGAGUUUGAUUCCUUGUCUGAGUGGUCUAACGAUGAUGUCAUUGAUGGCAUUGUCUAGGAUCAUGCCUUCACUCUUGAAGUCAAGAGGACAGAUGGUUUCAUCGAAUCCAUCAAUCUCGUCUCCAUCAAAUUCAGGCUGUCUCAAUCCAUGCCCCGAGAAGUAAAACACCAGGGAGUCCCCUGGACGCAAGUUCUUCAUCAGCCACUUGAAUCCCUCCAGUAUAUUCUUCCUGGUUGGGGCCCUGUAUGGCUCUUCCUCUGCAAGAAUCAGAAUCGAAGCAGGCUGAAAGCUGAAAUGUUCAACCAGCAAAUCCCUCAUGUUCUUCACAUCUUGCAGGGUUCCUCUCAGCUUGAAUUUCUCCUUCUGGUAAGUCACUCCACAGAGAAGCGCCCGUUUCCCACUUGGAAGUUCCUCCCGGCUACUGAUCGACGAUAGGCUUGGCAUAAUGCUCAGACUACUGAGAGAUUUAAGGCCCCCUGAACUCUUCUUCAUCAAAAUAUUCCCAAACUUCCUUCUUCCAUAACUGGUAUUGCCUGGUUCUUGGAUUCCCCCUUGUCCAUCUCCAACUGACACUCUAUUCUGGCAAUUUCUGCAGUAAACUCCACCAUGGUUAUACACUGCCAGUUCCUGCUCACAGAUCUUGCAUGCUGCCAUUGCCUUGUACAUCAAUCUUUCUCAAUUAAACGCGUUAAGAUUCUUGAUUGGUUAGACACUGCAUUUAUUAGUUUUAAUGUAAUGCACGUAAGAUUAUUCGUGUAAUCUAACGAUUUAGACAAAACAAUAUUCUUCAUCCUAGUUUAUUGAUGAAGAUCAUGUCAUAAAGCUAAAGUGGAGUUGGAAUUAAAGCA